CAUAGCAGCAGCAUAUCGCUGUUGGGUGAAGGCGACUGAAGUCGUGCAGCAAUUUUAUUGUUCUGCAGUUAGUAGAUCUCUCCGGAUAAAAUAUUUCUUUCCAACUUCAGCUACAGUGUUAGCUAAGUUUGGAAGGGUAAACCGGGAGAAAGCAAAUUUUGAUCGCAAGAAAACAUUAACCAAGGAUUACUAGGCAACCGCAAAGGGACAUAGGCUAUCUAGUCAGCUGGUCAAAACAAGAGAAUUAGGUUAACGUUACAAUGGAAAACACUGGAUCGAAAAAACGUGGAUCUGUCCUCGAUUUCUUUACGUCUGCCAAGUUCCUUAUUUACCUCGGGCACGCUCUGUCAACAUGGGGAGACCGCAUGUGGAAUUUUGCCGUUGCUGUCUUUCUGGUGGAACUGUACGGCAACAGUUUGCUCCUGACAGCCGUGUAUGGGCUCGUGGUUGCGGGAUCGGUACUGUUGCUCGGCGCAAUCAUUGGAGAUUGGGUGGACAAAAAUCCACGACUCAAAGUGGCCCAAAUCUCACUGAUUGUCCAGAAUACAGCUGUCAUACUCUGUGGCAUUCUCCUUAUGGUGGUUUUCCAGUUCAAAGAACAACUAACUGAACUCUACAGUGGAUGGCUAUUGACAACCUGCUACAUCUUGGUCAUCAGCAUUGCCAACAUUGCUAAUCUUGCCAGCACUGCCACCUCAAUCACCAUCCAGAGAGACUGGAUCGUGGUUGUAGCGGGGGAGGACCGCAACAAACUGGCAGAUAUGAAUGCAACAGUGAGGAUCAUUGACCAGCUGACCAACAUCCUCGCUCCCAUGCUGGUGGGACAAAUCAUGUCCUUCGGCUCUCACUUCAUCGGCUGCGGCUUCAUUUCCGGUUGGAACCUGUUCUCCAUGUGUCUGGAGUACUGUCUGCUGUGGAAUGUGUACCAGAAGACUCCUGCACUGGCCAUCAAGGGCAUUCAGAAAGACAUUGACCAGGAGAUGAGACAGCUGAACAGCCAGAAAGAAGUGGAGAGUGGAGAGAACCCUGCUGAAGGUUCUCAGUUGAUGACUGCGUCCGCGGCGGAGGCGAAGAAGGACCAGGAGAAACCGGCCGGCUGCUGCUACCAGAUGGCUGAGCCUCUGCGCACCUUCCGUGACGGAUGGGUGGCCUACUACAACCAGUCCAUCUUCUUGUCCGGCAUGGCCCUGGCCUUCCUCUACAUGACCGUGCUGGGCUUCGACUGCAUCACCACGGGCUACGCCUACACGCAGGGCCUCAACGGCUCCAUCCUCAGCCUCCUCAUGGGCGCCUCGGCCAUCACCGGUAUCUUCGGCACGGUCGCUUUCACGUGGGUUCGCAAGAAGUGCGGCCUGAUCCGCACGGGCUUCCUGUCGGGAGUGGUGCAGCUCGCGUGCCUUGUGAUGUGCGUCGUCUCCGUCUUCAUGCCGGGCAGCCCCUUCGACCUGUCCGUCUCGCCGUUCAAGGACGUUCUCAGCCACCUGUUCGGCGACAGCGGGUCUCUUCCAGAAGGUCCCACGCCCAGCGUCUCCCCAGUGGCCCAUGCGUUUAACAGCUCCACCAUGAUGUUGGAGGAGUCGCCCCAAGUCGAGUCUUACUUGUCUGUCAGUCUCCUUUUUGCUGGAGUCAUUGCUGCUAGAGUGGGUUUAUGGUCAUUCGACUUGACCGUGACUCAACUCAUCCAAGAGAAUGUGAUCGAAUCCGAACGAGGAAUCAUCAACGGCGUCCAGAACUCCAUGAACUAUCUCCUGGACCUCCUGCACUUCAUCAUGGUCAUUCUGGCGCCCAACCCAGAGGCCUUCGGCCUCCUGGUCAUCAUCUCCGUCUCCUUCGUUGCCAUGGGGCACAUGAUGUACUUCAGGUUUGCCUACAAGAGCCUCGGGAGUCGCCUCUUUCUCUGUUGCUCCCCCGAGCAGAAGGAGGAGGCCAACAGCCCCUCCCUUCCCACCACUGUGUAACUGAUUAAAGAGACCCUAUCCCUAGCGCCAGAGUGUGACCUGCUUUGCACACAAACUCACGUGGGGCCCCAAGUCUAUGGGGGAACCAAUUCCAGUCUUUAGCUAACAUACUUGCUUUAUUAGCUGUCGCUGAUGCCUAUGUAUAUCUAUGCGUAUUUCAACCCCUGCGGCAAUACCCUGACUAUAGCAGAGAUAGCAGCGGCUCUAGGUAUCAGUAGUCAUCAUUAGCUGAGAUAGCAGAGCAGAGAACGACCAGAGGCCCAGAACGUGUCGGUCCCGAUCGCUCUGCCGGAAGGGUUAGCCUUGAACUGAAGACGACAGACCAGCCGCAUGCACUCUCCUCUCCUUUCAGCCGAGCCUGUGCUGUUGUGUAACUUGGAGUGGGAAAAAAAGGAAACAUCUAAGAAAGACUGAGGGAGAAGACUACUAGGCCUCGUAGCGGACAUUAUGUUGACUUGUAGUGCUCAUGUAUUUGGACGGGUCGAAUAAGAGUUUUAAUCUAUGAGAAGUCAUCAGCUCCAGAUCAGUACAGGGAUUUUUUUUUUUUUGGCUUUUCAGUCAAGCUGGGUGCUGUUAUUUUCUUUGUUCAGUUACUAUAGCAUGUUAAGUUAUAUACUAUCUACACUUGAUUUGAUUUUGUCUCAUGUUGCUUAAGUCAGGCCAGGGAUAAAGUCUCUUUAAUCUGUGGUUAAAAGGGUUAUGCAAAAACAUAUUCAUUCAGGAUGAUACACUCGUAAUUGAAUAUAGUAUAUGUAUUCCGUCAGUAUUCUACAUCUUUGCCUGGGUGGUGCUAACGUGUUAGCCAUUGCUAUGCAUUCUCUUUAAAUAUAUUGUCAUAUUACCAAAGCAAACUUUAUGGUGGAAGUGAGGGAAUUACAUUGCUGUUGUAUAUUUGUACUUUCCAAAUGUUUUUUGUGAUGGUUGUGAUCAUGGUGAUAUCUAGAUUUGUUCAUGUAGGCUCAAGUAUAUCCGUGUCAAAGUCCCCAAUGGCUGUUUUUAACUGACAGCUUUUACAGUCUAUCAGCACUGUGGCUUAUCAUUUUUGUUUUUCUUCAUGAUUUGAUCUCCAAGUUGAUAUUUUUGUAUCAUUUUCGUCAAAAGAAAAUCAACGCCGUGAUUGUGAUUGUUACACAGGCACUUUACGAUUCCUCAGUGGAGGAAGCAGAUGAAGUAGAAACCCCCUGAGGCACAUUUCAGGCAUUUUCUCAAAAUGUAUUUGCACAAAGGCUGAGAUACUGCCUCUCUCUCUCUUUCUCUCUCACUCUCUUUCUCACACUCUAGCUCCCUCUCUCUCUUUCUCUUCAAUUCAAUUUAGCUUUAUUAGCAUGACUGUAGAAAGUGUUGCCACUCGCUCUGUCUUUCUCUCUUUCUUAUCCCUCUCUUUCAUCAGUCUUACUCUCUCGCUCUCUGUGAGUUCAAACCUCCUUAAAUCUUGUGUCCAAAGGAGAUCCUCCACUAGCACACCCCCUGGCCGACACUGAUCAAUAUGCACAACAGCCUUAUCUUACACGCACGUCAUAGACGCACACGUCGGCAAAAACGUGACUGAAGAAUCAGAUGCUUGUGUACAGAAUCUUGCCCACCCCACCCCUGUAGAUUUUAGGUUGAGUACCUAUUUUUUCUUUUUGUUUUGACUCCUCCAUGGUAUACCUCAAGCCCCCUCCCCCCCGCCUUAAACACCAGUGACUCUGUUCUGCACUGCCAUGUUGUGCUACUCGCAUCAAGGACGCCGGGAGCUUUGCCGCCGCGUUGGUCCGCGGCAGAGCUCUGCCUGUGUGGUGUCAGCAGGAGCUGGAUUUCUGGCACACCCAUACAGUGGGAGCCGGCCCCUUAAAAAAAAAAAAAAAAAAAAAACAGCAAUAUGAAGUCAGACUGAAAUAAUAUUAAGGUUGGAUUGAGAGCGAGAGGCUGUGCCGUAUAAAUAGAACAGGGAUGCUAUUGUCCCGGAGCCUGUAGGAGAGAGCUGGGGGGAUCAGGUGGGAUGGUCCUCCGGUGGUGGUUUGUUGACUCUUUGUGUUUUUUCUUUUUUUUAAAACACAUCUGGUGCAACAGACGGCUCCCAGAACAGUCAGUGUUGAUGUUAGCCGUUGGUUGACUUCAAAUGUUGAGUAAGCAUAUUUGCAAGAACAGGGCACUGAGUAAUUGAGUUCUUUUUUUGUGUGUAUGUUGGAGUGGUUUGAGGACUUAUUGUUUUUAAUAGACUUUUUUCCUAGACAAACUAACAGUUGGUUAAUCCAUCAAUACUACUUUGUUGUGUUGGUUAAUGUUUUUGUACUUCUUUCACUGUCAGAUCAUGCUGUCAUGUUGCUGUUUUAAGUGUUUGAAACUUUUUCUACUUUUAAAUGUUUUGUACAGUACAAUAGUUGUAACAGUUCAUUUAGCAAUUAAGUAGUUUG
This is a messenger RNA of Alosa sapidissima (American shad), 4354 nucleotides long. It is a transcript of the gene slc40a1, whose product is annotated as solute carrier family 40 member 1. The coding region runs from base 261 to 1958 and encodes 565 amino acids. Gene Ontology annotation, biological process: iron ion transmembrane transport. Gene Ontology annotation, cellular component: basolateral plasma membrane. Gene Ontology annotation, molecular function: peptide hormone binding; iron ion transmembrane transporter activity. NCBI's taxonomy places the organism in Eukaryota, Metazoa, Chordata, Actinopteri, Clupeiformes, Clupeidae. The record is from RefSeq and is a predicted model, not a curated record. The transcript is spliced from 8 exons.